AUAGGAAAGAACAUAUAUUGUUAAAACAAUUAAAUACUGAAUGUGAAUUUAACCACAAGGUACUUAAUAUAAUGAUUCAUUUGUUUUUUCUUUGACAGAAAGGAUUCAUUAGAAAAUUUGUUGUAAACAAGAAAUACUAAAGAUUUUCAUUUUAUUUGAUUCACUUAAAAACUUUUUUCCACUGAAAGAAUGAUAUUCCAAACUUAUGAUUCCAGUAUUUAAAAACUGACUCUUGUUUAUAUAAAUGUGUCUUAAUACAUCAUGUUUGGUAAAUUUGUUACAAAAUUAAUACAAUCAUUGCCAACAUGGGAAGUAACUAAAUAUUAUGGGAGAGUGUGUAUAUAUCAAUUAAAAUGUUUGAAAUAUAGAGUUCAAACAAGUGAAGCAUGGUUUAAUUUCAAAUGCAAAUUUAUGCCAGGUACUUUGCGUAAAGAAAUAGAAUGUGAAGAUUAUGUUGAACCCAGAGUUAGCAAUAAGUCUAAACAACAGAAAGAACAACUAAAAGUGACAUCUGAGAGAGAAUCGCAAGAUACAGUUCAAUAUAAUGCAAAGGAUCAUAAAAGCAUACCAACUUCACUCAAGGAAUUAAAAGAUAAUUACAUUAUUGAUGAAUUAAUAGAUUCAAAAAAGCAGAAAAAGCAAGGAAAGAAGAGAUGUCAAGAAAAUAACAAAUAUCCUAUACAUGAAGAUUAUGUGACAAAGAAAGAAAGAAAAGUAAAACGUGCUCAAUGAUUUUCAUGGUAGAUUAGAAGAAUUUUUAGUUUGGAACCUCUGCGACAUUCUCCCAAAAUUACAAAAAAGUUUCAGAAAUGAUUACCUUUUAUUAAUUGUAUUUGUAUAUAAUAUUAAAUAAUGUUUAAUAUUUGAAAAUAAUGAAG
Bombus pyrosoma is the source of this 878-nucleotide messenger RNA. RefSeq lists its product as uncharacterized. Bases 262 to 732 code for a protein of 156 amino acids. Lineage: Eukaryota; Metazoa; Arthropoda; Insecta; Hymenoptera; Apidae. The record is from RefSeq and is a predicted model, not a curated record. The transcript has 4 exons.